GUUAGCCUGCUAGCCUGCUAGCUCCGGCUGCCCAGGUGAACCAUGGCCAUGUCGCAGGCUCUCUCAGAGGAGGAGUUUCAUCGGAUGCAGGCUCAGCUGUUGGAGUUGAGGACUCAGAACUAUCAGCUGUCAGAUGAUCUCAGGAAAAACAAUACAGAGCUGAACGCCGUCCGUCAGAAAAAUGCCGUGUUGGAAAGAGAUUUUAUCAAAGCUCAGAAGGCUCUGAACAAGAGCAAGAAAGCUCAGGAGGUGGAUGCUCUGCUCAGUGAGAACGAGAUGCUUCAGGGGAAACUUCACAGUCAGGAAGAAGAUUUCAGACUUCAGAACAGCACACUGAUGACUGAGCUGUCCAAGCUGUGCACUCAGAUCGAGCAGCUGGAGAAGGAGAACCAGGAUCUGAAGGAAGGAGGCGGAGCUUCCGCAUCUAGCCCCGCCCCCAACCCCCCCGCCUCCAGCCCUGUGGACGGAGAGCUGCUCCGCCUGCAGGCCGAAAACUGCACCCUGCAGAAGAAGAUGAGAGCCCUCCAGGACCGCUUCGACAAGGAUCAGCAGAGACAGGCGGUCGCCCAGGGCAACCAGGGCGCCGUCGCCACGGAGACCGACGGCUCAGCCAGCGCCAACGGUGUCUCUGAUGUCACAGGGAGAGGGGAGGAGCCGGCAGCGGAGGGAGCCAAUGAGAGAGCGGAACAGACGGAGGCUCAGCUGGAGCACACAGAGAAACAGACACACGGCCUGUCAGAGAAGAGCGUAGAGAAGAUUGUAGCUAAGCAGGCAGCGCUAGGCUGGUCGGCUGCUCUCUGUCCAAUAACUCACUGCUUUGGACCAGAGCUGGAGAUGGCACUGAACACGGAGCAGGAGGAGAAGAGGCUGCUGAAGGAGCAGAUCCACCACCUGGAGGCGUCCAAACAAGCUGAAAUCACCAAGCUGCAGGAAGAGAUUACAAAGCUUUCUGAGAAGUUAAAGAAGAAGCAGGAGAGUUUUCAGCGUCUGCAGGGAGAAAAAGAAGCUCUGUACAACGACAGCAGGACGAAGAUCGAUGAGAUCAACCAGAGGAAAGAGGAGGAGCUGAAGGCGACGAACAUCCGGAUCCAGAAGCUGCAGACGGACCUGAUGACAGCCAAUCAGACGACAGCGGAGCAGAGAGAACAUCUGCAGAGCAAAGAGAAGGAACACGAGAUGGCUGUAAACACACUGAGAGCCCAGGUAGCCAGUCAGAGCGCAGUCAGUCAGGAGCAGGUGGACAACAUCCUGCAGGAGAACGAUGCUCUGAGGACUAACCUAGCUGCUCUAGAACAGGAGAACUCUGCUCUGAGGACUAAUCUGUGUGCUCUGGAACAGAUUCAGACGGUGAAGACGCAGGAGAUGAAUCUUCUUCGUGAGCAGCAGGAGGCGCUAACGGUCGAGCUCCAGCAGAGACGGACCGAGCAGGAGAGUCUGCUGGCUCAGAGAGACGACCUGGACUCACAGCUGCAGGAGUCCAGCUUUGCUAACAGGAAGUUGUUGGAACAGUUAACAGAAGAAGGUCAAGAGAAGGAGAAACUGCUGAGAGAGCUGGAUGAAGCUAAGAAGACAGCAGAGAAGAGGAAGGCCAUGCUGGAUGAUAUGGCCAUCCAGCUGAGCCAGGACAAGUCUGACCACAAGGAGGCGCUGUCAGACCUGAAGCUGCAGCACGAGAAGGAGGUCCUUGGGGUGAGGGCUCGCUAUGAGAAGGAGCUGAGAGGAUUACAUGAAGAAAAGAAUCGCUCUGAGGAGGAGAUCCGACAGCAGCUUAGAGAGGAAAAGGCUCGGACCAAGGAGCUGGAGGGGUUACAGCAGCGAGUGGAGGAGCUGCAGACUCAGGUUCAGUCUAUGGAGGGAACCAAAGGAUGGUUCGAGAGACGCCUGAAGGAGGCCGAGGAGAACAUAGAGAAGAAGACUCUGGAACAUCAGGAAGAGAUCGAACGGCUACAGAAGGAACACACUCUUCAUCUGCAGGAGAAGCAGUCAGAGAUGGAGGGAGUGAAGCAGCAGAUGGUGGAGGUGGAGAAACAGAGGGAUGAACAUGACAGCACCAUCGCUAAACUCAAACAGGAAAUAAAAGACACUGUGGACGGACAGAGGAUCCUAGAGAAGAAAGGAAGCGCUGCGUUGAAGGACUUGAAGCGGCAGCUGCAGCUGGAGAGGAAGCGAGCAGACAAACUGCAGGAGAGACUCCAGGAGAUCCUGACCAACAGCAAGACCAGGACAG
This is a messenger RNA of Scomber scombrus (Atlantic mackerel), 2227 nucleotides long. RefSeq names its product GRIP1 associated protein 1 (gene gripap1). Gene Ontology annotation, biological process: regulation of modification of synaptic structure; regulation of recycling endosome localization within postsynapse; neurotransmitter receptor transport, endosome to postsynaptic membrane. The record is from RefSeq and is a predicted model, not a curated record. NCBI's taxonomy places the organism in Eukaryota, Metazoa, Chordata, Actinopteri, Scombriformes, Scombridae. Gene Ontology annotation, cellular component: postsynaptic recycling endosome; extrinsic component of postsynaptic early endosome membrane; glutamatergic synapse.